Messenger RNA from Geodia barretti, 489 nucleotides. The record is from the annotation of a GenBank genome assembly. NCBI's taxonomy places the organism in Eukaryota, Metazoa, Porifera, Demospongiae, Tetractinellida, Geodiidae.
GGUGACGGUCUGCUGCGUGCCGAUGUUUAUGCUGUUGUGCGAGGCGGUGAUCACCACCGUCUCCGCAUCGUCGUCGAGCAGGUCGUCCACCGCCGUGACCGUGGCUGUGACCGAGGUCGCCCCGGCAGUGAGCGUCAGCGACUCCGCGCUGAUGUUGUAGUCGGCGGUCUUCGUGGCCGUGCCGGCAAGCGCCAGGGCGAUGGUCUGGUUGGUGGUGAAGGUGGAGCCGCUUGCGGUGACGGUCACCGUGGAGGUGCCGGCGGCCUCCGCGAUGGCGUCCGGGUUCACCGUGACCGACAGCGUCGGCGCGUCGUCGUCGUCGGGGAUGGUGACGGUCUGCUGCGUGCCGAUGGUGCUGCCGCCCACCGAGGCGGUGAUCAGCACCGUCUCGUCCGGCUCGUCGCUGCUGUCCUGCACCGCGGUCACCGUGGCCGUGACCGAGGUCGCCCCGGCCAGCAGCGUCAGCGACUCGGCGCUGAUGUUGUAGUC